GACCCUUUCUUCCACGUUCCAUCGAGCAGAAAAAGUUAAUAGACGUACCUGCGGCAUGUCCACAGUAUACGCCGUAACUGAACUUCGCAGGGCGAAUGUUAGCGUUUUCAGUUGACAGGGUCCACCAAAAUUACUGCGAUGUUUUGGAUGUAGUGGUCGACUACCUGCAAAGUAUGGAACGGGUAUUGGGAGCCGGUGUAUGGGGAGGCGAAUCGGGGCGUCUCGCGACGGAGGCAAACCACGUGGACAUGUCUAUCUAUGCUGGAUGCCCUGUGUCCAUGUGACAUCUGGCGAGCCGGUACUUUCUCGGAGGAUCUGUAACGGCGGUUCGUAACCACAGUGGGUGUCGUACGUCACGUGGAAGAAGAAACAGACACACGACUACCUCGCGCUGCGCAGCCAGCACGCGUCGAAGAAGAAGAAAGAAGAAAGAAGAGCGAACCAAGCCGCGAGCGUCGCUUCGUCGCCGGUCCUAACGAGGAUGCGCUCGUUCGCCGCCGUCGUCCUCACGGUGGCCGCGUCGUGGUGGACGGCGUCCGGCGACGAACCGCGCGAGUGGUACCAGGGCGACAUCAGCCGGGUGCCCGACUACCACCUCUUCCCGCGGCAGCCUCUGAACGCCGCGGGCAAGACGCUGCUGUUCGCCUGCUCGGCCGCGACCCGCGACGCGGUGCGGUUCCGCUGGCGCGUCGAGCACCCGGCCAGCGUCAACGUGUCGCUGAGCUCGCGCUCGCGCUCCAUCUACCUGGAGCGCGGCCGGGGCUUCUACGUGCGCGACUCGGUGCUGCGCCUGGCCUCCGGGUCGCCGCACGACGGCGUCGUGCACUGCAAGAUCCUCGACCCGGAGACGGGCGCCGAGCAGACGCAGAUGCGCGCCAACUACUCGGUGCUGGCCUCGGUGGGCGUCGAGUCGUGCGCGCGCCACACCUUCUGCCACCGGGACCGGUCGUCGUGCGCCCUGGACGAGGCCCAGGGCCUGGUGUGCCGCUGCCUGGAGGCGUUCCCGCGGCGCGACCCGUUCCACGGCGUGUGCUACGCCGGCUCGCGGCUGGGCGACGCGUGCGUGUUCGACCACGAGUGCGCGGCCAACGACUCCUGGUGCCAGGACGAGGUGUGCGCCUGCCGGCCGUCCUUCAUGCGCGUCUCGUGGCACUGCCUGCCCACGGCGCGGCUGGGCGAGCCCUGCUCGCAGGCCCGCUGCCCCGGUCGCCACGCGCACUGCCAGCACGGCCUGUGCGCGUGCGACGCCCAGUACCACGACGUGGACGGCGUGUGCGUGCCCGACGCGACGCCCGACGACCUGCGCGUUCGCGUCGACGCCCGGUCGCCGGGCGCCCUGCGCGCGCUUCGCGUCGACUCGGCGGCCUGGCUCACGCUGGGCGGCUUCUGCGCCCUGCUCGCGCUGGUGGCGCUCUACCACGGCGUCACCGACCGGCGCCGCCGCAAGCUCGGGGCGUCGGCCGCGGUCCACGCGACCGAGUCUCGGGAAUCGUGAGCCCGGGGCGCGCUUCGCGCCCUGGUGCUCUCGCCCUGCAGUCGUCGUUCAGCUGUGCUUUGAUUGCGUAUUGUCUAUUUUUAUGUAAUAUAUACGCGCACAAACCGAUGAAUGUGCGGCUCCGAAGAA
Molecule: messenger RNA, 1624 nt
Organism: Dermacentor albipictus
Lineage: Eukaryota; Metazoa; Arthropoda; Arachnida; Ixodida; Ixodidae
Source: RefSeq, a predicted model, not a curated record